AUGUCCAAAACUUUGCGAAAGUCGACCCGGCCGACCACCGUCGACGAUAUCGACGCUAUUACACCAUGUCCGCUUGCUCGAAACACACCCGAUGAAAUUGAGAUAUCCGAGCUCAUCAAUCCGACUGACAAAUUUCAGGAGUCAAGGUCACCUUCGCCGUGUUCCGAGGCUAUGUCGGUUCGCAUGGAUGCGUUCAGAAACAGAAGACGAGAGUCGCUCAAAGCCUUAGAAGAGGGCACCAAUGGCGAUCCCAAGAGGCUGUGGAAGCGCAUGUUAGCCCUCCAGCAGACCUAUGGCUGCUAUAACUCAGCUCGAAUGAGCGCGGCACUUAGCUCCGGGGAUAUCGGUUUGCUACUGCCCUCGAAAGCAUGCUUAAACCUCCUAAACGAAAACAUGGCUUUCCUACCAGAUGAGGGAGAAGAUGUUUCUGUGGGAUGGCAAUCAAGCUUAGGUCGUAGACGAGAUCAUUGA
Annulohypoxylon maeteangense is the source of this 471-nucleotide messenger RNA. RefSeq lists its product as uncharacterized. The transcript is spliced from 2 exons. Lineage: Eukaryota; Fungi; Ascomycota; Sordariomycetes; Xylariales; Hypoxylaceae. The record is from RefSeq and is a predicted model, not a curated record. The coding region runs from base 1 to 471 and encodes 156 amino acids.